AUGGAUGCACCAAAAGGUCUAUCUUCUAUUCACUGUGAAUUGAAGAUCAUGAAUGCUAAAAACAUCCAAGCUACCAACUCAAAUGGCAACAUAUUUGUUAGAUGCUAUCUUUCUGUUGGAAACGACAAAAGGGUUCGUUUGGAAAGCCAACGAGUGUCUCCAAAUGGAGACUUCUCUUGUGACGAAUCCUUCUCCUUGGAUUGUACAGGGACAAAUCAGACCAUGGACAUGAUCAUCCAUGGCACCAUUGCCUUAGAGCUUCGUUGGAGGAGUAAUGCAGUCGCCUUGUUUGGAGGGUCACGACUCCUGGGAAGAUCGGAGGUGACAUGGAGAAGUGUUUUUGAGUGA
Cynara cardunculus var. scolymus (artichoke) is the source of this 348-nucleotide messenger RNA. RefSeq lists its product as uncharacterized. The transcript has a single exon. Bases 1 to 348 code for a protein of 115 amino acids. NCBI's taxonomy places the organism in Eukaryota, Viridiplantae, Streptophyta, Magnoliopsida, Asterales, Asteraceae. The record is from RefSeq and is a predicted model, not a curated record.